GCCGGCAGCUGCGGCGGAGGGGUGCGCGGGGUGGGGAUGUCGGGGCUGCCCGGCGUCCCGGAGCAGGGGCGCCCCGAGCGGAGCGCUCUGUGCCCGCCGAGCGCAGGCUUCGUGCUGGGGCUGGACGUGGGCAGCUCGGUCAUCCGCUGCCACGUCUAUGACCGCGCGGCGCGGAUCCGCGGCUCCAGCGUGCAGAAGGUAGAAAGUCUUUAUCCUCAAACCGGCUGGGUUGAAAUUGAUCCUGAUGUUCUCUGGGUUCAAUUUGUUGCUGUAAUAAAAGAAUCUGUCAAAGCUGCAGGAAUAGAGAUGAAUCAACUUGUUGGUCUUGGCAUUUCAACACAGAGAGCGACUUUUAUUACAUGGGACAAGAAAACGGGAAAUCAUUUUCACAACUUCAUUAGUUGGCAAGACCUGAGAGCUGUGGAACUUGUAAAAUCUUGGAAUAGUUCUCUUAUGAUGAAGCUAAUACACAGUUCCUGCCGAGUGCUUCACUUUUUCACUAGGAGUAAACGAUUUUUGGCAGCCAGUUUGUUCACUUUCACAACCCAGCAUGUUUCUUUGAGGUUGGCCUGGGUUUUACAAAACCUGAUUGAGGUGCAAAAGGCAAUUGAAGAAGAAAAUUGCUGCUUUGGAACUAUUGAUACCUGGUUGUUGUAUAAGCUCACAAAAGGUUCUGAAUAUGCCACGGAUUUUUCAAAUGCCAGUACAACUGGACUUUUUGACCCAUUUGAGAUGUGUUGGAGCGGGCUCAUUACCUCCCUGCUUUCGAUACCGCUCUCUCUCCUGCCUCCUGUGAGGGAUACAAGCCACAAUUUUGGAUCAGUGGACGAAGAGAUAUUUGGUGUGCCUAUACCAAUAGUGGCCUUGGUUGCCGACCAGCAGGCAGCCAUGUUUGGAGAAUGCUGCUUCCAGAUGGGAGAUGUGAAAUUAACCAUGGGAACUGGGACAUUUUUGGAUAUUAAUACUGGAAAUAACCCUCAGCAGACUGUUGGAGGCUUUUAUCCAUUAAUUGGGUGGAAGAUUGGGCAAGAAAUUGUAUGCCUAGCUGAAGGCAAUGCAGGAGACACUGGUACUGCCAUAAAAUGGGCUCAACAAUUAGAUCUUUUCACAGAUGCUGCUGAGACUGAAAAAAUGGCCAAAAGUUUGGAAGAUUCUGAAGGAGUUUAUUUUGUUCCAUCUUUUAGUGGAUUGCAGGCUCCAUUAAAUGACCCCUGUGCAUGUGCCUCUUUUAUGGGUUUGAAGCCUUCCACCAGUAAAUACCAUCUUGUACGAGCAAUAUUGGAGUCAAUAGCUUUCAGAAACAAACAGUUAUAUGAGUUGAUGCAGAAAGAGAUCCAUAUUCCCGUAACAAAAAUCCGGGCAGAUGGAGGAGUCUGCAAGAACAGUUUUGUCAUGCAGAUGACAGCAGACCUGAUUAAUGAGAGUAUAGACAGACCCGUCCAUGUUGACAUGUCGUGCCUCGGUGCAGCUUCUCUAGCUGGCCUUGCUGUUGGGUUUUGGACUGACAAGGAAGAACUAAAGAAACUGAGGCAGAGUGAAAUGGUUUUCAAGCCACAGAAGAAAUGGCAAGAAUAUGAAAUGAGUAUGGAAAACUGGGUCAAGGCAGUGAAACGCUCCAUGAAUUGGUAUCACAAGACGUAGCACUAUGCGGAAGGGCUGAAACUGGAAGUGGCCAGUUGCUGUGACACGCAGAUGGGACAAAGCUCAGGGAUAACCCAUACAAUGAGGACUGAGAGAAGAUUUAAAGAGAGUUUUACACUCAGAGAGAAAAAGCAUUGCUUUUUUGACACAAAACCAAAACCUCAUUUUUAAAAAUCCAAACCUUGGUAAGAUUGUAAGGCAACAAUACCUCAGAACUUUGUAUCUUCUGUUUUGUAGCAAAUUCCAAAGAACAUUAACUGUUUCCAACCAUGUUUUGAUGGUUAUGGGUCCUCCUCCUUUUUAUACUGAGUCAGUGGUAGAUGUGAACAUAAUGGUUUACUAUCUUUGAGUUAAUAGUUCUGGGUCAAGCACCAUUCACAUUUUGUUCCAAAAUUAUGUGAAAAGUAUUCCUUUAAUUCUUUAAAAUUAAGUGGGCUACUCAAAGUCCAUACAGCUAAAAAGAAAGAAUAACUGAGGAAAUGUGGAAUUUUGAAACAUUAAUAUUUUAUAUUUAAAGCCAUAAUUGUUCAAUGUUGUAUUAUGUCCUUCUCAGGCUUAUUUGAUAGUCAGUUAUUUACUUUUUUGGGCUUAAAGACACUGCCUUAAUUGUUCCUUAUUUAACCAAAAUCUGAGCAUUCUUUAUGUAUUGAAAAACAUUGAAAAAAUAAUUUUAGUUAAUGAAAUUAAAAAAGGGUAUUAAUUCAUAAGGAACAAGAAAAGACUAUAUUUUCCUUCUCAAAUAGAGUUUCUUUCAAAAACUUCUAGCUAAAGCAUGACAUCCCAUCUUUUACAAAAUGCAGGAAGUAAGUAUAAUUCUUGCCUUUCUUCCCCUGUUCUUUUUCUUUUCAGUUGGUGAGAUGCUUGCAUAAAUGUCUUUGUUUUUAUUAAGUGCCUAAUUGACAGAGCUUAAUUUGAAGAAAGUGCCCUAAUUUAUUGGUGACGUAAGAAUCGCCUUCAUUGGGGUAUUUUACUUGUUCAAGUAUCUUUUUUAUUUUUGUCCAGUCUCUUCCUCUCUGAGAUACAGGCGAUGGGUAGCUGACAGAGGUGAUGGGAGUUCACUCAUGUUAGUGACUGCUCUACGGCCACUGAGCCAGAGAUCCCCAGAGAGGAGCAGGCACAGUUCUGCGUUCUCGGGCUUUCUGGAUAGAAAUAUGAAGAGGAGUACGAGUUGUGAGUAGCUUCAGGCCAGGUGUAAAAUUGUCCUAAUGCAGGUGACCACCUUCCAACCUGCUCUCCUGUUAUUUGCCCCGCCCUUCAUUUGGGCUAGGUUCCUUUUGAUUUGCAGCAAUAAUGAAUUUAUUUCCCUCUUGGUCAGGCUUUAUCACAUAACAUCCUACUGUUAUAGAGCUAGCUGUUAAAUAAUAACGUAAUUGAAGUGACUAUUACAGAGACUGUUAUUGUUGCUGUUGUAUAUGUCCAUUUCAGAGACAGUUAGAGAUGAGAACUGGGGGUCAAAUUGCAUUUCUGCAAAUUCCACUUCAGUGAACUUUAAGUGUCCUCUUAAAUUAUUAAGAUUUUUUGAUGGAGUCAUUAUAGUAAAUAUAUAGUAUCAUUAACUCCAUUAAUUAAGAUUUGGGAAUAUUUUUAAGUGGAGGUGUUUUGUUUACUCUAGUAAGUCAGAUCCCAUUGUGUAGAUAAUAUCUUAUUCUUCUUUUCAUUUUUCCUGUUUUUUACAUCCUUUUUACAAAGCUUAGUGGCCAAUUAAAGGCUUUUUUAUCAAAAUCAUAUGAAAGCUGCUGUGUUGUUUUACUAUUUCUUAUAGACCCUGCUUCUCAGCAGGUAUGAUUUCAUAGGAAAUAAUUCUGUAUUUUUUAUUGAUAUACUGAAUUAUAGUAUUAUUAAUACCUAAAAGUUUGUUAGUUCAUCUCCUCUAUGUUCUUCUUUCUCGUCAUAAAACCACAAAGUAAAUGAUAAAUAUCUUUUAGAUACUGUGGGAAAAUAACUUAGCAUAUCUCUCAUGGAAUUGAGCAUCUCCUCAAAAAUCAGUGGCUAAUUUUUUUCUUUUGUUAAUCUUUAUUUUUCGUAUUUCUGGCUGUUUUUAGUGACACAGUUUAGUAAAUCUUUUGUCAGAUUUGACCUAAAUCAGAAACGUGGCCACUUUUGCUUUUGUGGUUGUAGAAAUAGUUGAUAAUCAAAAAUCAAUUGAGCAAAAAAAAUUAUCCUUUCCAUCUUUCAAAUUCAUUUUUCAAUUGUAUGCUAAUAUUUGAAGUUUAAAACAAUUUCUGUGCUAAUGUAUUUUACCAUUAUGGAUCUAUCAGAUAUUUUUAGGAGGUCUUGUAGCUAUCUUAUCAAGGAGAAUGUUCCUGUACAAUCCUUCUUAAAGUGGUACUAAUUGCUUUUAUACUGUAGACUUACUGAUUUUUAAAUUUUUUAUAUCCAGCCAUGACAUGGUUUCUCACCCUGAGCACUGUUGACAUUUUGGGACAGAUAAUUCUCUGUUUUAGGGUGCUGUGCUGUGCAUUAGAGGAUAUUUAGCAGCGUUGCUGACCUCUACCGCUGACCCACUAGCUACCGGUAGGAUCCCCCUAGUUGUGAUGGUCAAAGAUGUCUCCAAACGUUGCCAAAUGUCCCCUUGGAGGCAAGAUCUGCCCCCAGUGGAGAAGCGCUGAUACAGACUGUUAGACGAAGACUGAGUACUCAGUGACUGUGGAGCGUCUAUCAUACUCCUUUACUCUCUGCCUUGUUUUUACCUUAGCAAGUGAUUGUUAGCAAAAAGAGGUGGUAGUAUCUUAAAAUAAAUAGGGUUUCUACUUUGCUGGUUAAUGAAGUUAAAAAAAAUCUCAUGUAGGUGCCAGCCCGGUAGGGUAGAAGUUCACACGCUCAACUUUGGCGGCCCAGGGUUCGCAGGCCCGGAUCCUGGGCAUGGACGUAUGCACUGCUUACCAAGCCGUGCUGUGGCGGCAUCCCACGUAUAAAGUGGAGGAAGAUGGGCACGGAUGUUAGCCCAGGGCCAGUCUUCCUCAGCAAAAAGAGGAGGAUUGGCAACAGAUGUUAGCUCAGGGCUAAUCUUCCUCACAAAAAAAAAAUCUCAUGUUGUAAUUAUCUUCUGCUGUUAGUAUCCACCCACCCCCAUCCCCACCCCUGCAUCCUCUGUGCUCGCAAUGAGUGGGUUCAUGACUUCAGUAUAGGAUUAAGGCAUUCUGCAGAUCAUCUUUGAUUUGAUCUGCUUUUUUGCUUGUUUUUCAUCUCUGAACAGAGGAGAUCACUCUCUCUUUCAUCUGCCUCUGUGCAAGCCUCCACCAGACUAGAAGUUCCCUGAAAGCAGAAACCAUAUCUACUUCCAGAGAACUCAACUCUGUGCCUUCAUAUUUGGGGGAAUUUUAACUUUACGUUUCUAAGUGCAACUUUUUUUGCAUAUACGUUUUAUCCUUGAUGUUGCAUACAUUUGUUGAUAGGGAGCAGCUUGUAUGCAUUGCAAGUAAAAUAUGUUUUGUUGAAUUAAGAAGGACUACUUUGUUAUGAAAGCUAGAAU
Messenger RNA from Diceros bicornis minor, 5113 nucleotides. It is a transcript of the gene GK5, whose product is annotated as glycerol kinase 5. NCBI's taxonomy places the organism in Eukaryota, Metazoa, Chordata, Mammalia, Perissodactyla, Rhinocerotidae. Bases 37 to 1641 code for a protein of 534 amino acids. The transcript has 16 exons. Gene Ontology annotation, cellular component: mitochondrion. Gene Ontology annotation, molecular function: glycerol kinase activity. Gene Ontology annotation, biological process: triglyceride metabolic process; glycerol-3-phosphate biosynthetic process; glycerol metabolic process. The record is from RefSeq and is a predicted model, not a curated record.